Molecule: messenger RNA, 777 nt
Organism: Diplodia corticola
Lineage: Eukaryota; Fungi; Ascomycota; Dothideomycetes; Botryosphaeriales; Botryosphaeriaceae
Product: alkbh6 protein
Exons: 2
Coding region: 1-777 (258 amino acids)
Source: RefSeq, a predicted model, not a curated record
AUGGCGGCCUGGGUUGGGCCCGGCCCGCUGGCUGCUGCGCGCAUCCCAGCUCUGCCGAACUCCAUGUUCUACAUUCCAAACUACAUCACCCCUUAUGAGGAAGAGCAGAUUCUCACCAAACUCCCGCCCAACCGCUGGACUGUCCUCGCACAUCGCCGCCUCCAAGCCCACCCUUCCACUCUGACCGCCAACAACACUCUGCUCGCCGCGCCUCUACCGCCCUAUCUGACCACCUCGCCUGCACCCAUCGUCGAGCAUUUCGAAAAGCUCGGCAUAUUCCGAGACACCCCACACGGCGCACCCAAUCACUGCCUAGUCAAUGAAUACAGAAGAGGCGAGGGUAUCAUGCCACAUGAAGACGGAGACGCGUAUGCGCCCGUCGUCGCCACGGUUAGCCUGGGCGGUACAGUGGUCCUAGAAGUGACACCAAAACCGGGUUGGCCGGAAGGAGAAGGAAAGGACAAAGCAGAUGAGCCAUCUGCGGAGAAGAGCGGAGGUCCGACCCAAUGGCGUAUCAUUUGCGAACCUCGCUCCUUGUUAAUCACUACCCAAUCCGCCUACACCACCACACUCCACGGCAUCCCGUCUGUAGAUGUCGAUACCAAUCUUGGACCAGAGACGGUAGCCAACUGGUCGCUGCUUGGCAAUCCCCAGCCAUAUACGGAUGCGGGCGGCAAGAAUGAGCGGGGAACACGGGUCAGCUUAACGUAUCGUGAUGUUCUGAAGGUAUCCAAAGCCGGCGGAUUAGGAAAAAUGCUGGGUGGCAGUAGAAGAUGA